AUGGUCAAUCUGGAAUCAACUGUACAGGGAGGCAGAGCUGCCCUUGCCGGGCUUCGAGUGCUGGAGUUGGGUGGCAUGGUGGCGGUCCCCUACUGCGGCAAACUGCUGGCUUCGCUGGGUGCAGACGUGGUCAAGGUUGAGUCGCCGAAGACCGGCGACCCAUCGCGACGGCGCGGUCCCUUCCCCGGUGAUGUGCCCCACCAGGAGCGCAGCGGGACGUUCCUCUACCUCAACACCGGCAAACGAGGCGUCACCCUGGACAUUGAUGACCCUCAAGGCCGAGAGGUACUGCGGCAGAUGGCUGCCGAGGCAGACGUCGUUGUCCACGACUCCCCACCUUCGCUGGCACAGACUCGAGGCCUGGAGCGGGACGCAAUGGCGGCAGUCAACCCGCGCCUGAUCGUUGCGGCCAUUACUCCCUUCGGCUCAGCGGGGCCAAACGCGGACCAUGCGGCGCACGACGUCAACAUCUUCCAUGCCGGUGGCGAGGGUAACCUGCUGCCCAACGGUUUGGCGCUGGAUGCUUUCCCCGAACGUGCGCCGAUUGCGGCUGGCGCGAUGAUGGCUUCGUACCAAGGGGGGUUGACUGCCGCCGUGGGCAUACUCGGCGCCGCGAUAGCCCAAUGGGCUGACGGGACCGGGCAAGCAGUCGACUGCUCGAUGCAGGAAGCGCAACUGGCCAUCGGAUAUCUGCCCGUACAGCGGCUGGAGGCAGAGGGAUUCGCGGAGACCCGUUUCUCGCGCUUUUUCAGAAUGGGUGGCGUAAUGCCGGCUGCUGAUGGAUACGUGGAGUUACUGACACUGGAGCCGCGCCAGUGGGAAGGCCUGGCGCGACUGCUGGGAGAGCCGGAAUGGGCCUCCCCCGAAAAGUUCCGCGACCCGGCAACCCACGGCCCGGCGAUCAACGAGAACCUGCGGCAGUGGACCGCCGAGCACACCCGGGAAUGGCUGUACCGGGAGGGACAGGCAUAUGGAGCGCCCAUAGCGCCCUACCUGACGCCAUCAGAGGUAUUCCAGAGUCCCCAGCAGCGGGAGCGCGAGUUCUUUGUGGAGAUCCUGCAUCCCGAGGCCGGCAGCUAUGAAUAUACCGAUCUUCCGCUUCACAUGGGCGAAACGCCGCCCACCCUCCGGCGCGUGCCAAUGCUGGGCGAACACAACGCCGAGGUGUUUGGCGGGCUGGGG
Molecule: messenger RNA, 1182 nt
Organism: Geodia barretti
Lineage: Eukaryota; Metazoa; Porifera; Demospongiae; Tetractinellida; Geodiidae
Source: the annotation of a GenBank genome assembly